GGUGACAGCACUGAGCUAUGUAUUUUGCUUCCUUUGAUGGCUUCCUUUUUACAAAUGGCCUUUUCCGCCUGGUGGUAGUGCUACGAAGGAAUUAGGUUAAUUUAUAUAAAGAAGACUCGUUGGGAAAAUGGCCGAUGAUUACGACAAUUUCGAUGAUCCCCAUACCGGUGUGAUAGCACCAGCAGUUGCAGAAUUGCCUGAAAUAAAAUUGUUUGGAAGAUGGAGUUGUGAUGAUGUACAAGUGUCUGAUAUGUCUUUGCAGGAUUACAUUGCAGUAAAAGAGAAAUAUGCCAAGUAUUUACCUCAUUCAGCAGGUAGAUAUGCUGCAAAACGUUUUAGGAAAGCACAGUGCCCCAUUGUAGAACGUUUAACAAACUCCUUAAUGAUGCAUGGGAGGAACAAUGGUAAAAAGUUGAUGGCUGUUCGUAUAGUUAGGCAUGCCUUUGAAAUAAUACAUUUACUAACUGGUGAAAAUCCGCUUCAGAUCCUUGUAACAGCCAUCAUUAACUCUGGGCCCCGAGAAGAUUCUACUCGUAUUGGACGUGCAGGUACCGUCAGACGACAGGCAGUUGAUGUUUCCCCAUUGAGACGUGUCAACCAGGCAAUCUGGUUAUUAUGCACAGGAGCCAGGGAAGCUGCAUUCCGUAACAUUAAAACAAUUGCUGAAUGCUUAGCUGAUGAACUCAUCAAUGCUGCUAAGGGCUCAUCAAAUUCGUACGCUAUCAAGAAGAAAGACGAGUUGGAGCGUGUUGCUAAGUCUAAUCGUUAA
Messenger RNA from Agrilus planipennis (emerald ash borer), 769 nucleotides. RefSeq names its product 40S ribosomal protein S5. Gene Ontology annotation, cellular component: ribosome; cytosolic small ribosomal subunit. Gene Ontology annotation, molecular function: structural constituent of ribosome; rRNA binding; mRNA binding. The coding region runs from base 128 to 769 and encodes 213 amino acids. Gene Ontology annotation, biological process: translation; ribosomal small subunit assembly. NCBI's taxonomy places the organism in Eukaryota, Metazoa, Arthropoda, Insecta, Coleoptera, Buprestidae. The record is from RefSeq and is a predicted model, not a curated record. The transcript has 5 exons.